GCGGGACGGGAAGCCUGCUUCGGGCCUAUCAUUCCCAGCGCCUCACUCUCCCACACAACCCUUCCCACAAUAAAAGCCGGCCGAAGGAGCGAGCAGUAAAACAUGAGGGACGCUCAAACCAGACAACUGCAAGAUGCUGUCACAAAUGUGGAGAAACAUUUUGGAGAGCUGUGCCAAAUCUUUGCUGCUUAUGUGCGGAAAACUGCCAGACUGCGAGACAAAGCAGACCUCCUAGUGAAUGAAAUCAACGUGUAUGCCUCUACAGAGACCCCAAACCUAAAGCAAGGCCUGAAAAACUUUGCUGAUGAGUUUGCCAAACUUCAGGAUUAUCGCCAAGCUGAGGUAGAAAGACUUGAAGCCAAAGUAGUUGAACCUUUGAAAGCUUAUGGAACCAUUGUAAAAAUGAAACGGGAGGACCUCAAAGCAACAUUAACAGCAAGGAAUCGAGAAGCUAAACAGUUAACUCAGUUAGAAAGAACACGUCAACGAAACCCAUCUGAUCGUCAUGUAAUCUCACAGGCAGAAACUGAAUUACAGAGAGCUACAAUGGAUGCUACCCGAACAACUCGUCAUUUAGAGGAAACUAUUGACAAUUUUGAAAAGCAGAAGAUAAAGGAUAUCAAGAAUAUAUUUUCAGAAUUUAUCACUAUCGAAAUGUUAUUUCAUGGCAAAGCUUUAGAGGUCUACACUGCUGCCUACCAAAAUAUACAAAAGAUUGAUGAGGAUGAAGAUUUAGAGGUUUUCCGAAAUUCUCUGUAUCCACAAGAUUAUUCAUCUCGUUUAGAUAUUGUAAGAGCAAACUCAAAGUCACCUCUUCAGAGAUCACUGUCAGCUAAGUGUGUAUCUGGAACAGGUCAGAUACCCACUUGUCGACUAAAAAAGGAUCAACAAGCAGAUGACGAUGAUAAAGAUGAUGAAGACUUAGAUGUUACAGAAGAUGAAAAUUAAGUAAACUCUACAUUUCCAUUUUCAUCUUGAAAAUGACAUGAAAUCCAGUAUUACUAAAUUAUAAAACCUUCAAUUCACUCAACAGGUAAAACCUCAGAAUGAAAUCCUAAGAAAUGAGAAAAUCAAUUAAAGGAAAUUUAUGACUAAAAAGUUUAAAAUAUUAUACACCAAUUACCUGAACAUCCUAA
Molecule: messenger RNA, 1136 nt
Organism: Dipodomys ordii (Ord's kangaroo rat)
Lineage: Eukaryota; Metazoa; Chordata; Mammalia; Rodentia; Heteromyidae
Gene: Cibar1
Product: family with sequence similarity 92, member A1
Exons: 9
Coding region: 103-948 (281 amino acids)
Biological process (GO): cilium assembly
Cellular component (GO): ciliary transition zone; ciliary basal body
Source: RefSeq, a predicted model, not a curated record